Messenger RNA from Dermacentor silvarum, 7100 nucleotides. RefSeq lists its product as uncharacterized. Gene Ontology annotation, molecular function: protein dimerization activity. NCBI's taxonomy places the organism in Eukaryota, Metazoa, Arthropoda, Arachnida, Ixodida, Ixodidae. The coding region runs from base 5252 to 7048 and encodes 598 amino acids. The record is from RefSeq and is a predicted model, not a curated record. The transcript has 2 exons.
UCUCGAGGUUUCUUUUCGCAACGACUAUGAAUUGCCCUUGUUGCAUUUUGGGCUGCAAAUCAUUGGUUGUGUCAAGCUGCGACAGCCUAUCGCAGGUUGACAUAGCAUGCUCUACUUUGCUGCUGGUAUAAAUUAUCGGCCGCAGCAUAAUUGUGAGCAAGUCUUUUUAAAUGUUUAAAAUGUUUUACACUUGGUUACAGCGACAUUAGCUCUGUGUUUGGCAGGUUGAGCACUGCACCACCAGGUGGCUGCACCACGCAGGUCACUCACGUUUACGCCUCUGCCCAUCCGUCAAAAUACUCAGCUCACCUGCGUUUACCAAAAUACUGGACAUGCUCGCUACUUUAACAAAACGCUCACAACGCACACUGCUUGGAUAGCUCUCGCUGGGGUUCGACGGGCCUGCCAGCUAGCGUUUAGGUUGGAGAGGAUUUGCAUGCUGGCUCCAAGUCACUGAAAGCAGACAUCACGACGUCGCAUCAUAAUGCAGAACCAAUGAAGGCGGAGCUUAGCCCCAAUUUCCCGGCAAACAUGUUGAAGAGAAAAAGCAUGGCUAGGGAGGAGGGUAACUUGUAAUCAUCCGUGGCUCUCUAAAUACGGGAUGCUUCACUUAAAUUGUGGCCCAAAUGUUUUACUGUAGCCGUACCCUACGUGCCUACAGAAUUUGUCCAAAUCGUUUGAGGAACCCUUUAAUUGGUAAAAAGCAACCAUAAAUGUAUCGGGUCAUUUUUUGUGUUCUUACUUGUGGACGUUGGCUUCGGGAAAUUGUACAAAACAAGGGCGUAUUAACGAGGUUCUACUGUACUCGCAAUAUUGUGCAAAUGUAAAUUGCACAUUACAUUUUUAACCAAUGAUAAUAGCAUCACUCUGUCUGUGAAGUACACAAAAUCACCAUCAGUGCCAUCAACAAGUUUUCCAUAGUGCAUUUCAGGGCCCCUUUAAAUGUGGGACUGCCAAGCCCUUUCGCAUGAUGUUACUACCUGAUCUAGGCAGUUGCUGGGGCAUUUUUAGCAAUGAGAGUGCGGUGCAUUACAGUGGCCAUGUUCAUGUGAUGUUGCUUCCUGUUAAGGCAAAACAAAUAAAUGCUCAUCCAUCCUGUAUAAUGAUUCCUCAUCCAUUUAUUGUAUAGUGAUUCUUUCUGUAUACUAUGCUGCUGUAUGAAAUACUAUUCUAUAUAUUGUGUCCUAUAAAAUUUAAGUAUAUAGUGCUGCAUUUUUGUGACUAUUUCAUGAGAUUUUUGUAAUGGUAUUGAUGACUAGCUGUAUUUCUGAGAAUUACUCAUUUUGUAUGUUUUACAUUUUUCUAAUACUUCCUCCUAGUAAUCCCAAUCUUCUCAGAGUUAUUAGUGUGGAAAGCCUUUUCUUUUUCUAUUCUCUUGUGUUAAGCUGUGUUCAUCCUUUGUUGCUGUGUUGCUGCCUGUAAAAUGGGGGGGGGGAGCCAUGGACCAUGUCAUGUCUUGCUUUCUUUUUGUCUACGUACCUCAACAUCAGUUGUAUGUUGAAAUAAAGGUUGAUUUGCUUUGAUAUGCCUGCAAAAAACUGAAUUUGCGAUAAUAUACCAAGGUCAUAAUAAAUUCUGGUAAUUAGAUGCCUCACUUCAGUGUAUUGGUAAUCUCCAAAUAUAGUGCUGCCUAUUUGAAGUUAUGAAUAUGUGUAGGCAAUAGACAACGAAGCCGGAGAAAGCAUAGAGCAAAAUUCGAAAGGCACAACGCGCAUAUCUGCAAGUGUAGCGUGGGCACACGCAGAGCUUCGGCGGUGGCACUCGCCCUCACGGAUCAGACGUGCACGACGGUUCUCUGCGACUCACGACAAGCGGUCAGAAACUUCACCAAAGGAUGGAUCUCAUGGACAGCUGCCCGAGUCCUGAGCAAGCGCCAUGUCCAGUGGGAGGUACAAUUUCAAGCCAGAAUCCAGUGGUUCCCAGCGCACAUGGGAGAAGUAUCGGACAUGCAUCGCAACUGAAACGAGAUGACACGCCAAGGCGCGCGAGCUCACUAGCACUAAAGACUGCUUGGCAAGCUACAACGAAAUUACCAAGGCCCUCUGCCUGGCCCGCCGAACCUUCCCUCCGCCCAGCGACAAGCUGGACAGGGCGUAGGCGGUGGCCUUCAGACAACUGCAGACGCUAACGUACGCUAACCCGGCACAAUACCACAGACUCUAGCCCGGUAAAUACCCUACAAAUAUAUGCAAGGUCUGCCACACUGGGAUAGCCACUUUAACUCACAUGCUCUGGGACUGUAACGAAAACCCGCACGGUGCAAAGUUCGGAACCCUUCCUCCGCGGUGGGCCGCUGCUUUGCGCAGCCCCAGCCUCGGCGAUCAACUCUGGGCUGUCCAGCAUGCCCGCGAGGCAGUGGCGAGGCAACGCCUCGACGUCCCCCCGUCGGGAAAAGCUCUACAGGACCUCAAUAAAGUUGUUACGAACCAAUUAAAGACAUAAUGAGGAAAAGGGAAUGAAAAGAUAAUAUGCCACUAGGGUGGUCACAUCUUCCAGCUUAUCUGUGUGUAGUGUUCUACUUAUUAAGGUUUUAAUUCAUUGGUUACCCCUUUGGGGGGGGGGGAGGGGGAGCAAUUAAACAAUCUUCCCCCUUUUUUUCUAUGUGCACAGGAUUAGCCCUAGAAGUGUUGGCUGGUGUUGCUGAUACCGUCGCAGCAGAGGUGGAAUGUCCUUAUAACCUAAAGCUUAGACCACUUAUUACUUAACUGCUUAUAGGCCAGAACCGGCUAUAAAUCGGUCUUUUCCGACUCCUCAUGACCCUCCCAUAGAACUUCAUGUAUACACGUACCGUUUACAGUGCAGCCGCGCAAGACGAAAUACUGGUUUUAAUGCUGUUUCUGCGGACAAACUUGAUAGUGAGCCUGCUUUUCAACGAGGUGCACAGCCAAUGGGAGUGCAAAGCAAUGAGGACGAUGCGGAGAAGACAUGGAGCAAACGAACAAAGAACUUUAAGAAAAAAUAACAGCGGUUGCAGCAUGAUGCGGGCCCGCGGGGUUUGCCUAGGCGACGGAGAAAUCUUUGCUAAACUGCUCAUCAGCGAUCGAGCACUACCUUGGCUGCUGUCAGUUUAUGCAGUGUUCUACAAAUUUAGUUCAAAGCUUUCAGGCAUUAUGUUCACAUGCCCGCUUCCGCCGUUCCUACCAAUACAUGCACAUAGAAACUUGGUAGGCGUUAGGAGUAGUUGUAGCAGUUGAUUGUCCGAGAAACCAAACUCUGCGUUACACGAGCGGCUGUCAGAUCCGCCUGUGCGCACGAUCGCAUGCCAAAUGUCUAUCUCAUCGUCUGCGGGUACGAACAUAUCAAGGGCAAGCCUCCAGCGAAGGCAUGCCACCUGACACUCCCGCACGAUAGGCCUAAUCACAUGCGUCGUUGGGAGUCGGCGACCAAAGCUGAGGUUUUGUGCUGAAUCACUGCAAUACGUCGCAGUAACUGUACGGCUCAUGGAAAGUGGUGAAACCACCUCGACAACAAGAGGGAGGUCACGGGCAACACUCGAAUGGCAGCAGCUUGAUGCACAGUCGCCAUGUUUAUUGCACACUCAUAAAUCAGUGCGAGAAAUAGCACGAGAUACUAUAUGGCAUCCGUAAUUUUGAUCACCGUUCUCCAUUUGUUUCGUGGAGUUGAUGGCGGUGCUGAGGAAAAUUAGAAUGAUCGAGCAGGUCUGAAAAUUUAGUCAGCAACUUACUUUCCUCUUCCUGUCACAUUUUUUGUACUUUGCUUCAUACAAAGAAUGCGGGUGCCUGGGCGUAAACCUGUCAACUUUCAUAAAUUUCAUAAAUGCACGCAAACAGCCCGGUCGCGUGCUUCUAUUUUCAGAUAUGCGCGGCAGCUUGGUCUACGUGUAUUCCACUUCUGCAGCCUUACAAAAAAUGGUGUUUUGGUUAUAGUGCGGACAUUCACAAUUCUGGCGGCUUAGGCUAUGAGCGGUCUAUGUUGUAUUGCAAGGGUGUAAGGAUUAUUGUUAUUAUACUAUAACUAUGGAAAGUAAUAUACCCUAACCUUGUGAGUUGAUGGUUAGAUCCAGAUAAAGCAUAUGGUGUAAUCUGGCAGCACUGUCUGAAUGUUCUGGCGAUGUUUCCAUCAUCAUGGGCAGUCUGCCUGGUAUUGGCUAUAACGAAUGCAUAUCUAAGCUCCUAGCCUAUCAAUAUCAAGAACUCAAUUCAUCAGAGGUUAUCAACAUUGUAAGGCCAAUGACAUUACACAGAACAUCCGGGCAUGGUCCAGAUAUUCUGUGUAAACAACAUAAACAAAACAAACUAGGACAUUGUUACGCUUAUCAUUAGAAGAUUUUUCAUCCCACAUUUCUCGGACAGAUCCAGAACUGUUGAAGACGGGGUGAUAUAAGUUUGCAAGAUCGGUGAUCUGAAUCAAUUAUACCUAGGGUUGUUCGUUUUCGGGUAAAACCCGAUUUUACCCGAUUCUUGCACCCCGAACAAGUUUCAGGAGAAUCGGGUUAAACCCGAUUUCUCCCCGAAUAAACCUCCCUGUAGCGAUCUGCACAAUCGUGAGUUGCUGCUAACUCGUGUUGAUGCUCUUCCCCUUCUCUUCUCACCACUACCUGUCUCCUUUGUCACCCCUUUCUCCUCUCUAAUCUUUACAUCCCCUCUCUCCUCUGCACGCACAUGCGUGAGAGCGUACAUGCACCCCCCCCCCCUAAAAAAAUGCUUGCAGAAGAAAGUGGGAAACACGUUUGAGGCCGGCCACGCUUCGAGUACAUUGUGAACAAAUUUAGGGUGAAAGAAAAGCAAAGAAAUCUGCCCCUUUGCCCACUGCAGAUUAGUCUCGGGUAUGUGCACCUGCUUCCAAGAAUUUCACGCGGAAGGGACGGGUGACCAGUCGGUGGGGGAGAGAUUGAGCGACGAAGAAGCCAGCCAUACCCUCCCCCAGCGUCCAACCCAGAAAGAAGAAAGAAAGAAGCCACUGCGCUCAAAAUCCUGCUUUGACAGGAGCAGCAAAAUUCUGGAAAUUGUGGUAUUGCUCUUUUUCGAAGAACUUCUAAAAAGGGUCACGUUUUUUAGUGGGUGGGGAUAAAGACGAACGAGAAGAGAAUGUGAACAAAACGCGAUCCAAGGUUGGUCUCUUAGGUUUUCUUCCAGUUUUUCUGUGACGAAGUGAAUCAGGCUUCUGAUUGGUGCGAACUCUAACCAACGAGACGCAUAUCGCCAUCCUCACUUAGCAUUACCAGGCGCGUCUUGUGAGCGCAAAGCCACCGUCGCGGACAUAAGGCGGCACCGGAAACUUCAGCGUGGAGAUGGGAAGAAAACGAAAGACACUGGAUGACUGGUGUAAAGAACAUGAAGAUCUCCAGAUCGCAACGAAAGACAGUGAAGGCACCCGCACGUUAGUGUGCAAAUAUUGCAACACCGAGAUGGUCACCGAUCCAGCGAAGAAGCCCUACGACCGAAUUCGUGAGCAUCUAAUGUCAUCUCGUCAUAAGAAGUUCAAGACGGCUUCCAAGGAAGCUGAGACUGCGGGAACGUCUCGGCAGACGCUUUUUGAUAUGUCCUGUAGACAGCGUGCGAAAGAAACUGAAGCGGACGGCGUUAUCCAUGACUUUGUUCGUGCCCUAGCGUACAGCGGAAUAAGCAUGCACCAGGCGGACGGACCGCUGGGAGACUUCGCACGCAAAUACUGCAAGGCUGCGAAGACCAUGCCAACAGGACAAAGACUUCGGCUGAAAUACCUGAAAGAAGCUUUUGACAAGGACAUGGAGAAAAUCCGCGAUGAUAUGCGAGAUGUGAAAGUGAGCGUCAUCGUCGAUGAAUCCCCAGACAUCACUGGUGUGCCUACCAUCAACACUCUCCUGUGCUACUAUAGCCAGAAAAACGUGAAGAAGCACGUUGUUCUGGUCGACGUCGACAGGGUAAAUGCAUCGAACAGUUACACGGUGGCCAGCGCAGUUAGCAAGGCACUCCUGACGGUUGGCAAGACGUGGAAAGACGUUGUGGCAGUAGCCACAGACUCAGCGGAGUACAUGCGAAAGAUGGUUCGAGAAAUCUGUCAGGCUGAAGGGAUCCAAAUCUUGCAUGUGAAAGAUAUAGCACACCUUAUUCAUGUGAGUGUUGACCAUGCCAUUUCUUUACCAUGCAUGUCUGAUGUUCGAUCCGUAGUGAUCAAGUUUGGAGCGUUAUUUAAGCACGCUAACAAGCUUUACCAAAAGUACACUGAAAUUUGUUCUUCUAAUGGCCUCUUUGGACCUGACAUUAAGAAGCCACCUUCUGUUGUCCCGAAUCGAUGGCAAAGCUUCUACAAGGCACUUGUGGUAGUCGUAGAAAUGUGGAGCUCGUUAACAGAACUUGCUGAAAGCUCGCAUGAUAGCAGCAAAGCGGAAGCUAUUCGAGGGAUACUUUCUGAAAAAGAAGUUGUUUAUGCGAAGGCAAUCUUGAUGAGAGAUGCACUCGGCCCACUUUUGGAAGCCCAGAAAACGCUUGAAAGUGGGAAGCUUUUGAUGCCCAGCUUUGAUCACCUGGUAAACGUGAAGCUGCAGCAGAUUGUCGGGGAGCUUUCGGCGAUGAUCGGUAAAAGCGAUCAGGCCAAAGCUGUUUUGUCUAUCUUACCCAAGCGCAGCGCUAAUUUAGUAAAAACAUGUUCUGAAGAGUUCUGCACGAAACUCGCCACAAAAUGGCGCUGCACUCUUGGACGGAACGUCUCAGAAAAAGAGGAAAACCAGCUAACUUUGUGGAAGUUGGGAGCCGUCCUUGAUCCGUUUCAGAAGCGUCUGCUGGGGCAGUCAUUUGAGGACUACCGACCUCUGUUCAUGUCCGUAACCGACAAUGUAGAUUCCCUUAAUGACGAGUUCAACCAGUAUUUGCUGGAAGCGAGCCCCACAAACCCAGCUGUCGAACUAAUCGAGUAUUGGCAUGACUCUACUUCUCGCUACCCAAGGCUUGCAAAAGCUGCACUGACAUUGUUGUGCCUAGCUAAUGGUAGCUGUGAUGUGGAGAGAACUUUCUCCCAGCUGAGAUAUGUUCAACGACCGGACAGAUCUCGAAUGGAGACUGACAUGUUGCGCAUGCAGAUGAUAAUGUAUGUCAACAAGGACGUGUAAAAAAUCGAUGACCAGAUUUUCGAGAAUAAAAUGUAUAAUUUCUAAGAGUCAA